Athene cunicularia (burrowing owl) is the source of this 2100-nucleotide messenger RNA. RefSeq names its product O-6-methylguanine-DNA methyltransferase (gene MGMT). Gene Ontology annotation, biological process: DNA repair. Gene Ontology annotation, cellular component: nucleus. Gene Ontology annotation, molecular function: methylated-DNA-[protein]-cysteine S-methyltransferase activity. The record is from RefSeq and is a predicted model, not a curated record. NCBI's taxonomy places the organism in Eukaryota, Metazoa, Chordata, Aves, Strigiformes, Strigidae.
CACAGCCCCUCAGCUCGGCUCGGCUGUGCCGCCCGCGGGGUGAUGGGGCCCCUUUGCUCCCCGGGGUCCGAAUUCCCCGGCCCGGUGUCCUCCCCUCAGGUGAGCAGGCGCUAGGCCCGGGGGUCGGCCGGUUCUCAUCCCUCCGGGGAAUGUUGCUGGAAAGCUGAAGCCCAGGCUUUGCUCCUGCCAACCGCCCACCUUGCCCCAGGGAUGUGGCCAGCCCAGGCACUCGUGGAAGGGGGUUGUUUCCACGGGGCUGUGGGUGCAUCCCGAGGGGAUGGCAGCGGUUGCAUCACAUCAGCGUGGAACUGCCCUGAAAUAACGUCUGUCAGAGCGGGGCUCGCAGAGAAGUGGCCUCUUGACAUAAAAGCCAAGCUCUGCAACUGUCUGUAAAGCAGGUGGAGACAUUUUAUCUACCAUGGCAUCAAGACUUGUUCCAAACGUGAAUUCCAAACAGGGAGUAUCUCAGUGCAAGGAGAAACACGUGGUUCUGCUUAGCCCCGUGGGAAAACUCAAGAUAUCUGGGUGUGAAACGGGCUUACAUGAAAUAAAACUCCAAAUGAGCGUGCUGCCGAGUGGCAGGGGGGAGUCCCCGGCAACGUGCGAGGUGUGCGAAGGCGCCGAGGAGCUGACGGAGGCACUGAAGCAGUGCACGGCCUGGCUGUGCGCCUACUUCUGUGAGCCAGCGAGGACGAGGAGCCUCCCCGUGCCGGCCUUCCACCACCCGCUGCUCCAGCAAGAUUCCUUCACCAGACAAGUGCUGUGGACCCUGUGGAGGGACGUGAAGUUUGGGGAGGCCGUUUCCUACAAGCAGCUAGCAGACCUCGCAGGCAACAGCAGAGCGGCGAGAGCGGUGGGAGGAGCGAUGAGGAGCAACCCUAUCCCCAUCAUAAUUCCGUGCCACAGGGUGAUUUGCAGCAGCGGGCAGACGGGCAACUACGGAGGAGGGAACCUCAUGAAAGAGUGGCUGUUGUCGCACGAGAAGCUCCAGAAAGAGAAGUUAGCAUAUUGAUGCAGCUCAGCCACGGCUGCUAACCAGCCAAGACAUACAACCGCGGAUCCUUGGCUUAUAACAAGCUCUCAGAGCACCCAGCAGAAUUCAGAAAAAUGGUAAAUAUUUGAGUGACAUAUAAAUAUAAUGCAACAUCCAAAGUGAAAUGUGUGGUGGCACCACUAUAUUAAAAAAGCGGGAUGUGUCCUGAGGGAUGCAGCUCGUCUGCCCUUUCUUGUUUUUACAUUUUACAGCAGAAUGACUACAGCGGGCCAGGCCUGUUGUGCAUGGAUUUUUGUUCCCAUCUCCAGUCCUGUUUUGUUCUAUUUUUAAUGUCCAUUAAAGCACAGAUAAGGGAGUGGGAGGGACGUGGCGAAUGUGAGGUUCAAACCUCCCCCUGAGGAGGCCGCUGCCCGCUCCUGCCCGGCCUGGCUCGCUCAUCCCCACCAGCCUCCUGCCCAGGACUCCCCUCGCCUCUUUGGGGCUGGAAACGGCGUUUUACGUAAACGGGAGCACCCCGAGAUGCAUUCCGAAGCAAGUGGCUGUUGAGUCGCUUGUUCCCGGCUUUUCUUUUCAGAUCGCGAGAGAUGGGAAUAAAAAUUUUUGCUUUUGUGACUGGUGGAAAAAGCAGUUGAAGAGAAGCUGCUGGCAAAUUGUGUGAAAAGUGUCUUUUAAAUAAGCAGUUUGAUGAGCGCAACUUGGGCAAAAUAUUGAAAAGCUCAUCGUGGUUGCAUCUUUAUCAGCAGCACGUUUCCUGUUACCGUUUGAUUUCUUUUUUCCUUUAGAUUUUUUGCAUUUCUCUGCUGUGCGAAGCUUUAUUUCCCGUAGCCUCUCUGUAGAAAGGAUUCAGGUAUUCAAGAGAUGUUAAAGCUACAUUUUGAGGUGGUUUAAGCAGGGUUCUGUGCAAGUACGAGCCAACAGAAGCUGAAAUUUCCAGUAUGGGAAUCGUAAAUUGUAACAUGGAAAUACUGAUUUUUUUAUGUGUUUUAUCAUAUUUUCAUAGAUGUCUCUUUAGAAAGGCCAUUGCUAACCAAGAAAUUAUUGUGUUAGAAUGUGUUAGUUAAUAUAGUAUUAUUGAUACCUCAGAAUUACUUCAAUAAAAAAACUGC